AUGGUCCUCCGAAUUCGACUGGCCCGCUUCGGCAAUAAGCACCAACCCUUCUACAACAUUGUUGUUGCGCAAGCACGGCCCUCAACCCAUUGCGCCGGACAUGGCAGAUCAGGCUAUUACCGCGAAUCAGAUGAGACCGGAGUGGACGCAAUGAAGGAAAAUCAAUUGAACUGGACACCACUGACUCGUCUGUCUAGGUCCGCCCGCGGCGCGAAGCCCCUCGAAGUCAUCGGCACCUACAACCCCAUCCCGACGGCCCGGACGGAUGUACCGGACGCCAAUGUGGCCCCGCGCUCGUACAAGGACAUCACUCUCGACAAGGCGCGGGCGAAGUACUGGUUGGGUGUUGGUGCGCAGGCCAGUGACCCAGUGUGGAAGCUGUUGAACUUGGCUCGUUUGGUGGAACCCAAGCCCAAGACCUACAACAAGGCGUGA
Molecule: messenger RNA, 435 nt
Organism: Penicillium argentinense
Lineage: Eukaryota; Fungi; Ascomycota; Eurotiomycetes; Eurotiales; Aspergillaceae
Product: mitochondrial 37S ribosomal protein bS16m
Exons: 3
Coding region: 1-435 (144 amino acids)
Biological process (GO): mitochondrial translation
Cellular component (GO): ribosome; mitochondrial small ribosomal subunit
Molecular function (GO): structural constituent of ribosome
Source: RefSeq, a predicted model, not a curated record